UGAAAUGCAGUCAAUGUUUAGUCAAUUCAACGUUCAUUUAAAUGACAUUUAAUUUAUGUUUACUUUUCUUAUAUUAAUAUAUCUAUUGUUUUGUUUGAGUUAUUUAGUGAUCAAUUGAUAUCACUGUCGAAGACAUGCGAAUCAAAACCAAUCGAUACGCCGACACAAAAAUAAGACGACAAUCGCUAAGACAAAGACAAAAGAAUUUUCAAAAUGAGAUCAAACGUAUCGUCAGUGAGACUGUGGUUAACGAUAAUAACAAAGAACUGGUCGACAAAAAUAUAUUACUUCUGUCGGAAAUCGAGACUUUAAGGAAAGAAAAAUUGCAAAUCUUUGAGAGUGUCCUCUUCGGCAACAAUUCACAAAAUUCUUCUAUUACCGUGAAGAAUGAAUUGAUGUCAUUAUUGGAGUCAAUGAAGAAAGAUCACCAAAAUAUGACACAAAUGUUUGAAAAAACAAAUGCUUAUUAUAAUGAAAUGAUUAAUAAAAUUGAAGAUAAAGUCGAUAAUAUCAUCAAAUUUGAAGAGAAUUGUAUUAAUAAACGGUAUUCAGAGGUAAAACAAUUAAGGAAUAGAUCUGAAUGUGAAGUACUAAAUGCACAACAAUUAUAUGAAAUGAAGCGUUUGUCGCGAUUGAAUGGCCAACAAAUGGUUAUUAAUAAAGAUAACGAUAAUAGAUUGAGUGUCAUCGAUGAAGUACAUCAAGAAGUGGUGGAUCUAAGUGACCAAUUGUCAGAUAAUUCCAAUGAUAAUACAUUGGUAGCAACUCCUCAACGAAUUGUCAAUUCAUUUUUGGACAAUUCUGUAGCUAAUUAUGCUUUAACACCACAUUUUGACAAUCAGACGCAUACAAGAACUCCAUCCAUAUUUAAUUUCAAUUCAACUUCUUUUACUACAAUAAAUGUCAAUCAAAUGGAUAGAACAUCUCUGUCACCAUUUAAUCUGUCCAUUAGACCUGAACUCUCAUUAUCACAAUUUGAAUCAUUUAAUACAACCAUUUGUGAUGAAGUGAAUUACGGAAUGACAGCCUCAACACCGGUCGGCAAAAGGAGAUUAAGUGGUAUUGAAAUGAUUAAUAGACAAUCAAAACGCCUCUCAUCUAUAGAUAAGCCGUUCAGUCCUCGUAUCGGUCGGACUUCACUAAAUAACAUUCAGAAUAUUAUGGAUAAUAAUAAUAAUAAUCGUAACGCUAAACCUUUUAGUAGGCCAUCAAUUAUUAGACAAUCGCUUAUAGAAAAGGCAAAUAUUGUUGAAAAUAAAAUUAUAAAUCAAAAUAAAAAUACCACUAAAAAGGCAAAGAGAUCGAAGAAAAGUGAAAACAUUAAGACGAAUAAAGAAAUAUCUAAUGAAGUGAUGACUUCUGUUAAUUCAACUAAAAAUAAGUUAAUGGAUAUCACUUUGGACUCAUUUAAUUCUUCUGACAACCAAUCAGUAAGAACUAGUCGUCGUAAUCGUAAACAAAUAUUUUAUAAAGAACCGGCACUUAAUAGGUCUGUCCAUUAUUAUAAUACAAUUCAACAAUUUUAACUAAAG
This is a messenger RNA of Oppia nitens, 1532 nucleotides long. RefSeq lists its product as uncharacterized. Lineage: Eukaryota; Metazoa; Arthropoda; Arachnida; Sarcoptiformes; Oppiidae. The coding region runs from base 135 to 1526 and encodes 463 amino acids. The record is from RefSeq and is a predicted model, not a curated record. The transcript has 3 exons.